Molecule: messenger RNA, 1218 nt
Organism: Anolis carolinensis (green anole)
Lineage: Eukaryota; Metazoa; Chordata; Lepidosauria; Squamata; Anolidae
Gene: tstd3
Product: thiosulfate sulfurtransferase like domain containing 3
Exons: 4
Coding region: 135-689 (184 amino acids)
Source: RefSeq, a predicted model, not a curated record
GUGCGCAUGCGUGGUGUAGAUGCACCUUGAGAAUAUGGCUGAGAUCACUUCUUGUCCCCAAGAAGCAAGCAGGCGAGCGCCGCGGCCUACUAAAGCGGGAGGAGGACCCCGCCUCCGCUCCUAAGAAAAUAGACAUGUGGAGGGGCUCCUGGAGGCAGCUGGGCCGGGUCAGAGGCGCGUUGGGCCCCCGGCGCGCAGCCCCACAGCCCUGCAGAGGCCCAGGGCUGCACCAGCUGGCUCGGGCCUCCUGCCGAGGCGCUCUCCUUCGGCCCGGCCCCCGGCCUCCCUCAGGCUCCGGCGAUCUCAGAACCAAGCAAUUCGCUGUUUGCCAUUUUUGUACUGCCGACAACCACAACAUCUCCUACAAGGAACUCAAAGAGUUGCUGGAUUCCAAGGCCAUUUCGCUUAUUGAUGUCAGGGAGAAAUGGGAGAUUGGGAAAUAUGGGGAUAUCCCUGGGUCCAUCUGUAUUCCAUUGGGCGAGAUAGCAGAAGCAUUACAGAUGGAUCCAGAACAUUUUAAAGAGAAAUAUAGUCAAGAUAUGCCUUCUAAAUCCGACCAUCUAGUCUUUUCCUGUCUGGCAGGAGUGAGAAGUAAGCAAGCUCUAGCUGCUGCAAAGUCUCUGGGUUUCAGCAGAGUUCAGCAUUAUGCUGGUGGCUUCAAAGAAUGGAAGGACAUGAAUCUUCUGUGAAGAAAUGAUUUCUGGAAUAAUUAUUCAGCAUCUUGAAACUACACGGGAAUGUUGCAACACACAUUUAGGCAGAUCAGUCUAAAAUUCUUCUUAAAAUGUCUAAGGUAGAUUUUUUGAAAGGGAUCAUAUGGUAUUUUAAUUAUUAGCUCUUCCUAUGAUAAUGGUAUGUGAGUUGACUUUAAAUGGCAUGUGGAGUUCCUUCAGUCAUAACAUCAGAUGAAAGCUAUGUAUUAUAAAAAUAGUAAAGAUUAAAUUAACAAGAAAACUUACACUAAUUUUUCCAGCAGAAAUAUGCUUUUGUUCAAGCAGAGAGAAGUAAAAACUGACUUCAACACUGUAUCUACUCUGUAUAACUGUGGUAGUAGUCAGUUACUCUCUCACAAAGAUACAGUUAAUGAAAGAUGCAAUCUUAUUUUAUUAAGAUAGCUUCUCAUGAUUUUAUAGGUUCCAGCGUUCAGUUCUUUUGUUAUAUCUGAUUUAUGUCUUGAGAUGAACUAUUAUUUCUAGAAUAAAACUAGUCAGACUUGUC